AUGUCCAAGCGAUUUCAGUAUUAUAUCCUCUACGAGCAGCUCCAUCCGAUCAUACGUCUCGAGAUGUUACGUCUCUUGCCCGUUUCCGUCGUCCAUACAGCGUUUCGACAGCAUCUACGUGCACUUCAGACUGUAGCUCAUCGUCCAGUGUCUUACACACGCACUUUCACAUCGACACGCUUUUGUUUGAAUCCGGAAAAGCCAGCUACUCAGGCUUUUAAGGAUGGACAGAAAGCCCCGGAUGCACUAGUUCUCUCACCCUACGAGAAAGUGACGGCAACUGCCACUGGUGGCUUCUGGCUCGGCCUUAUUGGUCUCGGUGCUGUUGGAGUUUACUUUGUUGCACGUGAACUUCUGCCAAACCGAAUGAGCCCGAACGGCCUCUUCAGUGAGUCGCUGGACUUUAUUUCAGAAAACACAGAUGUAACUUCGCGUCUAGGUUUGCCGAUUCACGGCUACGGACAUGAUCAUGGUGGCCAUCGUGAAGGCCGUCGUAACCGCAUUGAGCACGUAAACCUUACAGCUAAGGACGGCACUCCACGUCUCCGGAUCAAGUAUAACAUCAAGGGACCCUCAGGUCACGCCUACGUGUUUGCCGAGGUGAACAAGGGCAUGAAGAAGAACGAGUACGUGUACCUUAUUGUACAGGUAACGAAGACGGGUGAGCUACUCAAGAUUGUUGACAACCGACAGAUUCUUUCAGCUGAGACAAAAGAGGAGCAAGAUGCUCUUCGCCAGUUGCUUGGCAAGUAG
This is a messenger RNA of Peronospora belbahrii, 753 nucleotides long. The record is from the annotation of a GenBank genome assembly. NCBI's taxonomy places the organism in Eukaryota, Oomycota, Peronosporomycetes, Peronosporales, Peronosporaceae.